ACUAGAAUAUUUGGAAUAUAAUUAAGUUCUAUUUUUUACCUUGAUUGCAUAGAAUAAUCAUCUAAAUUGACUAAUUUACCCUUCAUAAAGGUUAAAAGUGGUAGUGUUGCUUAAACUUUUUACAAAUUUGUGGUAGUUCUUUUAAACAUUUUUUUUAAUAGGUAAUUGUUUUCAAAACACGUGUUUUAAUUGGUAGUUGUUGACAAAAUUUCUAUUUGAAAACGGUGCAAGAAAAUAAGUGUUGCAAAUAGAAUAGUCGGAAGCGCCAAAAAAAGGAAAAAAAAAACCUCAGGCAAAAUUAAUGAAAGUAUGUUAAGUAUCACAUUUUCGAGGUGAAGGCACAAAUUCCAUGCUCAAUUCCAUUUGACAAAAAAACAUGAUUCCUUUUCUACCUAAGCUCUUCAGGCAUGCCAAACAUUACUGAUCAUCACUAAGAGAGAAAAAGAGAAAGAGAAGUGAACAGUUUAAGGGGCAUUUUUGAAUGAAACGCCAACAACCAAACCAUGACAUAACAUAAUAACUAAGCUGCUUAUUCUAUACAUAGAAAUAGUAAGAAGUUAGAGAGAGUACAAAAAUGGGGAGUUCAUUUAAGAAUAGCAACAAUCAAAGAGGGAGCAGUAGUAGUAGUAAUAGUAAGCCGUACGCGUUGAUGCUAUUGUUAGCGUUCGGGGUGGCUAUUCUUGGAGUUAUGGUGCUUCACAAGAUCAGAGAGAAACGAAUUUUUUCUCUUCUUGUUAAGGAGAAAGACCAUGAGCUUCUUACCCUUCACCUUCUCUUCCAGAGAGAGAAAGAGUUCAACCAAGAAGCUCGGAAGAAAAUCGAAGAGAUGAACAGCAAAGUUUACUCCCUGAGAGCACAGAAGUUGGAGCUCGAAAGGAGGCUGUCAGAUAAGGAAUCUACAAUUUCAUCUCUCAUGGAUGAAAGGAAGGUGAUAGAGUUGACGCUUGAGGAGAAAAGGAACAAGAUUCAAAUUCUGAGAGAAGAAAAGGAAUCGAGUAGCAAAGAUCCCCCUCAAGUUACUGUUUUAAAGGACAUGUUAAACAUGAAAGAUGCAGAAAUUGAAGAUCUGAAGUUCCAGCUUGAAAAACGAGAAGAUUUGCAUUCAGAAACAACUAGACUUGUAACAAAUUCCAUUGGUGUUGGGACAAGAGAUGAGGGUGAGAAUGAGGGGGAUUUACAAUUAAGUAACGAUUCAUUGACAGAUUCAACAAUGGGAAAAAGUAGAAGCCACAAUGAUAACGUUAUUCAGACAGUGAAUGAUCACAGAACAAACAUUGAACACAAGAAGUUGAAUGAUGUGAAAGAUGGAGUUGAAUUGAAGAGCGAGAAUACUAAAACUGAUGAUAGCAAAACAGCAGAUUAUCAUGCUGACCACAGCACCAAGGUCACGGAGGAUAAAGCAAGAGGAACCAACACUAGCCAUGAAGAGGAGAAGCAGAAAUUGCAAGAGCAUCAAGCAACGGGUGACUUGAAAGAUACAAGCCUUCUCAGAGGCGGCCUGAUGUUGGAAAAGCCAGAUGGAUCUGUAAAUGGCUAUGGCUCUAGAGCAAGAAGGAGACAUUCCAAGGGCAAGAGGAGAGAGAUUCUAAGAAACAGGAGAUUAGAUGAUUACUUGUACUCUGCGAGCAAGACUGGAAGCACUCCAGUUCUUAACAGAAAUGAAGAAUUGCAGAAAUCUAACCAACCCGGAAAUAAUGAGUCAGAGGUUAAAAAAUUUCUUGUUGAAAAACAUCAGCUGCCACAAUCAGACAAACUGAAUCAUAUACCAGACACCAGAAAUAAUGGUGAAUCCAGGGACGAAGUAGCCAAGAAGAGUGACAAACGAGGAAUAAAAUUGAAAAAGACACAAUCUAAUACAACAGAGGAAACUGAACAUGGGAUAUUAAUGAGCACGGAGCAAAAUAUCAAUGUCAAAACCAAAUUGCUAAUUGAUGAUGAGGGUAGCAAAGUAGAUGAUGUCCAAAUUACUGCCAGUAAGCAAAAUUCUGACGAGAUCACAAAGCAAUUAAAUGACCAAGAAGAAUACCGGGAACAGGAAAAGAUUAGUAGCAUCAAAGUGAAGAAGCAAGAGAUUGAUAAUGAGCAAGGAAAUGAAAUUGUAAUCGAAGAAAGUGAUGCUGAAGAUUCAAACGACGCUGAAACUAAUGAACCAGAAAUUGAUAGAGAUGACAUCAGAAGAUUUUCAGAAUCAGAACCUGAUGAGGAAGCAGAAGAGACAGAAUUUUAGGGUGCCAACUCAAAAUGAUCACCAAGAUGUGAAAAAACUUAGGAACUUCCCAAAAAGCAGCAAAGUAAUGCCAAAGUCUAUUACAGAUAUCCCAAGUGCAAACCUAAUGGUGAUCCUGUGAUCAAAGUCUAUUAAUCAAAUGUCCGUACACGAAAAAUAAAAAAGCCUUUAUCCUAA
This is a messenger RNA of Chenopodium quinoa (quinoa), 2404 nucleotides long. RefSeq names its product glutamic acid-rich protein-like. The transcript has 2 exons. Bases 575 to 2227 code for a protein of 550 amino acids. The record is from RefSeq and is a predicted model, not a curated record. NCBI's taxonomy places the organism in Eukaryota, Viridiplantae, Streptophyta, Magnoliopsida, Caryophyllales, Amaranthaceae.